Molecule: messenger RNA, 747 nt
Organism: Anisakis simplex (herring worm)
Lineage: Eukaryota; Metazoa; Nematoda; Chromadorea; Rhabditida; Anisakidae
Source: the annotation of a GenBank genome assembly
AUGUUAAGUAUUAUAUUGUUAGCUGUGAUAGCUCUCUUGUAUACUGUAAUCUAUUGGAAGCAUUCUGUUGAAUAUGUGAAGAAGAAAUGGCGUUUUAUCAAACUGAUGAACGCUCUACCCGGGCCAAGUGCGAUGACGAUUUUAAAAGAGAUCAGCAAGCUCAGUCUUGACCCUGAAAGUGAAACGUGGUAUAAAUUUCGACGAAUCUUAACACCAGCAUUUCAUUUCAAUAUUCUCAAUAAAUAUAUUGAAGGAUUCAAUGAACAGUCUAAAAUUUUAACGGAAAAGUUAGAAAAGCACUGUGGUACUGGUGAAACAUUUGAUAUACUGCCAAUGCUUCGGCUGUUUGGUCUGGAUGUCAUUGCAGAGACCGCAAUGGGUGUUUCUUUAAACGCUCAGAGCGGUCAAAACGCUGAAUAUUCCAUAUCGCUGGCAAAACUAUUCAAUUUGAUGUGGGCCAAAACAUAUUAUCCAUGGUUCUGGUUCGCUGCAAUACGUUGGCUGUAUGGUUAUGAUCAAAAGGUCGAGAACGUCUGCAACGUGUGCAAGAGUAUUACUAUGAAGAUAUUCCAAAAGAAGAAGAAGGAAUGGGAGGCAUUCAAAAAUCAACCAUCAGCAGAAGAUGUGUCGGGAAGUGGCAAGAAACGGCUCCCAUUUCUCGAAUUGCUGUUCAGUGUACGUGACGAAUACAAUCUGAGUGAUGAGGACAUCAAGUGCCAGGUGGAUAUGUUCAUGUCUACCGGUUAG